Colletotrichum scovillei is the source of this 1515-nucleotide messenger RNA. RefSeq lists its product as uncharacterized. The coding region runs from base 1 to 1515 and encodes 504 amino acids. The record is from RefSeq and is a predicted model, not a curated record. Gene Ontology annotation, biological process: transmembrane transport. Lineage: Eukaryota; Fungi; Ascomycota; Sordariomycetes; Glomerellales; Glomerellaceae. Gene Ontology annotation, molecular function: transmembrane transporter activity. Gene Ontology annotation, cellular component: membrane. The transcript has 2 exons.
AUGGAUCAGCGAUCCUCCUCACUCGACAAGGCCUCAGCAGCGACAACUCGAAACACCGUCGCCGCCAUGCCCGAAAAAGCGGACAACGAAGCCACGGAGCAUGGCUCCAUCGUCCACGGAGACGUCACCGUGCAAACCAUGAAGCCAUUCACAACUCUUUCCGCCCUCGGUAUCGGCUACGGAACCACGAACACGGCCAUCGGCCUACUGUUAGUGUUUGGAAGUACCCUGCCCAUGGGCGGCUCGCCGCUCUUCUUUUGGGGCUUCCUCGUCAUGGCAUUUGUUGGUCUUGCAACUGCCACAACUCUCGCGGAGCUGGCCUCGGCUAUGCCGCACCCGGGUGGGCAGUAUAUCUGGGUCCACCGGCUGGCGCCGCCGAGCUCUCGCCGCUGGCUUGCUGCCGUCGCCACGGGCUCGUCGGCGUGUCUUUCGGUCCCGGUCGGCAUCUGCUCCAUCAUCACGCUUCUCGACCCAACUUUUGUCUAUAAGCGGUGGAUGGGUUUCUUGGGUUUCCAACUCCUCAACAUUGUCACCGUCUUCGGUGCGAGUUUCGAGAGUCUGCUGCCAAAGAUUUCCAAGAUCAUGUUGCUGUUCAGCUGCACCACCAUCGUCGUCAUUUUCAUAACCCUGUUCGCCAUGUCGGACGAGCACGCCUCCGCAAAAGACUUCUUCGCUACCACAGUAAACAUCUCGGGCUGGCAAAACGGCAUCGCCUUCAUCAUCGGAAUGAACGGCGCCAACUGGAGCUUUUCGUGCCUCGACGUUGCGACUCACUUGGCAGAGGAGAUGCCCCGACCCAGCACGGAUAUUCCAAAAGCACUGAUGUGGACUAUCGUCGUUGGCCUCGUCUCCGGACUCCUUGUUGUCACAUCUGUUCUCAUCAACGUCCCCAUCAUUGACGGAGCCGACGACAACUCGGCCCUGGCCCUGUUCUACCGCAUCACAGGCAGUAAGGCUGCUUCAGUGGGUCUCUGGGUGCCCGUCAUGAUCACAACCAUCGGCGCCGUCUGGUCUAUUCAGACCUGGCAGUCUCGGCUCGCGUGGACCAUCAGCCGCGAGGCCGGUUUCCCCAUGCACCGUCACCUGAGCAAGAUUGCGCCCUCCCCGCUGCAUACGCCUACCUGGUCGUUGAUAUUCUCCGCAUCAGGGACUGCCAUCUUCGGCUGCCUUUACCUCGCAUCCGACCUCGCUUUCAACUCCCUCAUAUCUACAGGAUUGCUACUUCAAUACAUCAGCUACAGUAUCCCCGUUGUCCUGGCACUUUCCCAAGGUCGCUCGAAUUUCAAACACGGCCCCUUUUGGUAUCCUAAACUUGGCUUUGCUGCGAACAUAGUCAUGCUUGCAUGGUCGGCUGUUGCACUCAUCUUUUACUGCUUCCCUUAUUACCUACCUGCUGUUGCAGAUCAAAUGAAUUAUGCUUCGGCUGUGCUUGCGGGCAUUGCCAUUAUCACCAUAUCACUGUGGUUCUUUUACGCGAAAAAGAACUACGAGGUCAAGGAAUACCUAGGCCAUUAG